Molecule: messenger RNA, 1974 nt
Organism: Ogataea parapolymorpha DL-1
Lineage: Eukaryota; Fungi; Ascomycota; Pichiomycetes; Pichiales; Pichiaceae
Product: Spindle assembly checkpoint component MAD1
Exons: 1
Coding region: 1-1974 (657 amino acids)
Biological process (GO): attachment of mitotic spindle microtubules to kinetochore; mitotic spindle assembly checkpoint signaling
Cellular component (GO): kinetochore; nuclear envelope; mitotic spindle
Source: RefSeq, a predicted model, not a curated record
AUGUCUGGACAAAGCACGCCGAGCUCGCCAUUUAUAGCGCAUCCGCACGAGGUACCGGGUGAUCGCGAUCUGCAGAAACGGCUGGCCACUCUGGAAUACCAGUACAGCCAGCUGAAGGACAGCUACGAGAUAGACAAGGUCAAGAGCCAGGCUAUAGUGAAGAGGCUGGAGAGGGAUCUGGAGCACAGAUCAAGGGAGUACGAGGCCGCCGUCAGCGAUUCGAAGCUGCUAUUUGAUGAGAACAACAAGCUGAAGCGUGAAUUGAGAGAACUGGCCGACAACUUCGAACAGACGACGGGCGAGAACAGAUCGCUCAGGACAGAGCUCGAUGCCAAGACGUGCAAGCUGAAUAGACAUCUGGGCGAGUUCCAGGAGAUAGAAAAGCGUCUGGAGGAUGUUAUUGCACUCAAGGACGCCGAAUUGCGGCACAAGGAUUCGGAAUUGCUCCGAUUAAGGGAUUCAAUGCGCGAGGAGCUGGCUCUUAAGAGUAGCCGGAUCGAUGAGCUCGCAGACCAACUGCGUAUCAAAGAUUCACAGAUUUUGGAAAUGCGUGAGCGCAACGUACAUAUUGACGAGACCAAAGCUCGCGAGUUGUACGAGAAAGAGUGCAGCAACCAGUUGGAAUACAUCCGCGAGCUGGAAAAGAAGAAUCUGGAGCUGAGCAACAAAUUGCGUACGUUGCAGUCGAAACAGGAUUAUGUUCAGGUGCUGAGGGAGGAGAAGGCGACGUUGUCCCAGAGAUUGGCUACGUAUGAGGCUCUUGAGACCGAGUAUGAGGACCUGAAACUCAGAUACGCAGCGAUGGAGCAGAAAUUGGGAGACUGGCCUCUUUCGGAUCCUCCUGCCAUCAUUCUCAAUAAAUGCUCCGUGCUGGAGUCCACAAACAGCCAGCUUUCGCAGAAGAACGAAUUUCUACGUAACGAGCUUGCGCGUACUCAGCAAGAGGUGGUCGAUCUGCAAUCAAAGCUGCUGGAGUCGAACGACCGGCAAACGGCGCUCAAGUCCAAGCUGUCUGAGAAAGACACCGAGAACACCAAGCUAAGUAACAACGUCAAGCUGUUAACGCAGGAAAUUCAGUUUUUGAAGGACAGAAUCGACAACGUGACAGAGGAGAACACGAUGUUGAUGAAAAAUAAAGGUGUGGAAGCAGAGAACGCGCAGAAGUUUGAAGGGCUUGUGGCGCUUCUUGAGUCGUACAAACAGCAGUUACAAAGUUUACAGAGCCAGGAUACAGGACAGAAAAGGCGCAGAAGCGAGCUAGAGCAGCCAAACGGAGCUGCACAGCUGGCCGAGGAGCUGAAGAGAAAGAUCGACGAGAAUAACGAAUUGGUGCGGACUAUUGAGGAAAAAAACAAGCGGUUGGUCCAGCUGGAAGUGGAAGUAAAGAAGCUGGGUAGCAGCGGCAAUGAAAGGGGCGUCCGGGUACUGGAAUUGCGCGAGAAUCCGGCCGCGAGACACGAACGCGUAACUAGGAAAAUGCUGGAGAAACUACGACAGGAGAACCAGCAGCUGGUCGACGCCAAGCUCGCAACCGACCAGCUGAUCCCCAAAACGGUGUACGAGCGUGUUUGUCUGGAGCAGGACCAGCUACAGGAGGAGAUAAAGUCAAUAAACAAGCGAAUGACCCGGCUACGCGAGAUGUUUAGCUCGAAAGUGGCGCGGUUCAACGAGAUUGUGUUUCUGCUGCUUGGAUACAAAAUCGAGCUUCUCAGUGAGACAAAGCUCAAAAUGUAUCCCAAGUUCAACAGAGACAGUUUCAUACAAGUCGAUCUGAGUCGGCACGGCAGCAAAAAGGGCCAUCUUCUGGAUGGAGACGGAAUCCGAGUGAAACUUCCGGCCGAAGCCGGAUUCCAAAAAGUCGACGUCAAUAACCUAAUUCGGUUCUGGGUCCAGGAGAAGCAGCAACCAUGCUGUUUCUUCAAUGCACUGAACCUGGAACUUUACGACAAGGGCCAGGAGUUGCUCCCGAGUUAG